Messenger RNA from Lobosporangium transversale, 2170 nucleotides. Its product is annotated as P-loop containing nucleoside triphosphate hydrolase protein. NCBI's taxonomy places the organism in Eukaryota, Fungi, Mortierellomycota, Mortierellomycetes, Mortierellales, Mortierellaceae. The record is from RefSeq and is a predicted model, not a curated record. Bases 173 to 2038 code for a protein of 621 amino acids. The transcript has 2 exons. Gene Ontology annotation, molecular function: ATP hydrolysis activity; ATP binding.
AUCACCUCUUCUUUUCUCUUCAUCCCUUUUCCUUCAUCCCCUCCGCCAUCUCGCCAGCAUCUGACGUCGCACAUCUCUCCACUCUUCCUUUCGUAGUUUUGAUUUCCAUCCUUUUUUGUGGUUGACGUCUUUUUUUUUUAUCUUUUACCUUAUUUCCGUUUUUAAUCUCAUAAUGUCUGCUCUCUCAGCAUCAAAGCAGAAACGUCUUGCAGCCAAGGCCGCAAAAGAGGCUGCCAAAAAGUCAUCUGGUACUUCAUCGCCUGCCACCACUAACGGUCGCAACACUCCCCUCCCAGGAGGCGAUACUGUCGACGGGGAUGAUACUGUUGCCGAUGCUAUUAUUCCUGGACUUAAUGCUAUGAACAUCGCCAAGACGAAAUCUAACGACCGCAACUCGACUGGUGUCUUGACUUCUCAACCUUUGUCCCGUGAUAUCAAGAUUGAGUCUUUCUCGCUCUCCUUCCACGGGCGUGAGCUCAUUUCCAACACAGACAUUGAUCUUAACUUCGGUCGUCGUUAUGGUCUGAUUGGUGCCAAUGGAUCUGGAAAGUCUACCUUUUUGGAGUGUCUUGCCGCUCGUGAGGUUCCCAUUCCAGAACAUAUUGAUAUUUAUUUGCUGCAAGAAGAAGCAGCCCCUUCGGACCACAACGCUAUCGAAGCUGUUGUGGUCGAAGCCAAGCAGGAAGUUGAGCGUUUAGAAAAACUAGUCGAGGAUAUGUUGGCUGAGGUGAACGGUGCUGAAAACCCACUUUUGGAUGAUGUCUAUGAGCGUAUUGAGCAACUGGAUCCCGCUACCUUUGAGACCCGUGCUGGCACUCUUCUUCAUGGUCUUGGUUUCUCCAAGAAGGAUAUGCUCAAACCCACCAAGGACAUGUCCGGAGGAUGGCGUAUGCGUGUCGCUUUAGCCAAGGCUCUGUUCGUCAAGCCCACUCUCUUGCUUUUAGAUGAGCCCACCAACCACUUGGAUUUGGAGGCUUGUGUGUGGCUUGAGGACUAUCUUUCCAAGUAUGACCGUAUUUUGAUCUUGAUUUCGCAUUCUCAGGAUUUCUUGAACGGAGUCUGCACCAACAUCAUGAACUUGAAUCAUAAGCGCAAGCUUGUGAACUAUGGUGGUAAUUACGAUACCUAUGUCAAGACCCGCGCUGAAUUGGAGGUUAACCAGAUGAAGGCUUAUGUCAAGCAGCAGGACGAGAUCGCACAUAUCAAGAAGUUCAUUGCAUCUGCUGGUACCUACUCAAACCUGGUCAGACAAGCCAAGUCCAAGCAAAAGAUUAUUGAUAAGAUGGAGGCUGCUGGAUUAGUCGAGAAAGUCGAUCCCCCUCACCUCUUCAAGUUCAAGUUCUCAGAUGCUGACAAACUGCCUCCACCAGUCUUGGCCUUUGAUGAGGUUGGAUUUGCUUACUCUGGAGACAUGAAAGAUGCCCUUUAUAGAGGUGUAAACCUUGGAAUUGAUAUGGACUCACGUGUUGCUUUGGUCGGACCUAACGGAGCUGGAAAGUCAACUUUGCUCAAGUUAAUGACUGGCGAGCUUACUGCUACGGAGGGACGCAUUCAGCGCCACAUGCAGCUCAAGCUCGGCAAAUACAACCAGCACUCUGCUGAUCAACUCGAUAUGGACCUUUCACCUAUUGAUUACUUGCGCAAGAAGUUCCCUGAGAUGCCUCAGGAUAUCGAUCACUGGCGUCAACAGAUUGGUCGCUAUGGUCUUACUGGUGCUCAUCAGACCGCUCCUAUCGGCACUCUAUCCCAUGGUCUUCAAACCCGUCUUGUCUUUGCAGAGUUGGCAUUGUCUCGUCCACACAUGCUUCUUUUGGAUGAACCUACCAAUCACUUGGAUAUGGAGUCUAUUGACUCUUUAGCUGAGGCGAUCAAGAGCUUCUCUGGAGGAGUCGUCUUGGUAUCUCACGACUUCCGUCUCUUGAAGGAAGUUGCAGAUCAAAUUAUUGUUGUUGAUAAGGGUGUCUCAAUCUUUGAUGGCACGAUCCUCGAGUAUAAGAAGAUUUUACAGAAAAAGUCGCGCGAGUCUACCCUUGCUUAAAUUCUUUUCUUUUUUUUUAUUCAUUUCACCAUCCCUUGCAUUCGCUUUCGAAAGAGGUUUCCAGCAUAACACAUCAAUCAAUAAGAACAUGAAAAAAUAAAUUAACAAAAAAAUAAGCAAAUUAUAUAUAUA